ACGGCCCUGCGGAUAUGUUCUAACAUCCAACAUGGCUACCUGAUAUGUAGCAGACGAUAUAGGUGCCAUGAAAAAUUGUAAAUAAAAUUCAUUUUUAGCUUUAAUUAUGAGUGGACGUGUACAAAAGGAAUGUGAUGAUGAUUCUGAUCGUGUUGACGAUGCGGUGGAUCCUAGAGUACAGAUUGAACUUGAAAGAUUGAACACAGCUACUGAUGAUAUCAAUAAACUUGAAGUCGAUUUGGAUGAAGCAAGGGCCACAUUCAGGGAGUUAUUGUGUGAAUCUACUAUUAAAAUUGAUUCUCUGGCUAAGAAACUUGGAGCCUGUAUUGAAAAAUCUAGACCUUAUUAUGAUGCUAGAUUUAAAGCAAAAGAAGCUUUACAAGAGACACAAAAGGCUGCAAUUAGAUUUGAAAGAGCCAAUAGUCAACAUGCAGCUGCCAAAGAGAUGGUAUAUUUAGCCGAAGAGGGAUUAAGAACAGAAGGGAGAUGUUUUGAUCAUGCGUGGCAGGAAAUGUUAAAUCAUGCAACAGCUAGAGUUAAUGAGUCAGAACAUGAACGAGCUCUUUCUGAGGCAGAACAUAGGCAUACGACUGCGUUGUACCAUAAAGCAGAACAUGAAGUCCAAAGAUUACAACGAGAAUUGAAACGUGCUAUUGCCAAGUCAAGUAUGGGUGCACGUCGCAGCUUGCUUCUGAUAAACAGUAUCGCCUACAGGCACAACUUGCUCAUGUUGCCUUAUUAUGAAAUGAAAGCACAUUUCAAUCAAAUGUUGGAAGAACAAAAGAUGAAAGUUAGUGUAUUGGAGAGGUCAGUUGGUGAUGCUAAAAUGACAUAUGCAGAAGCUUUGAGAAAUUUGGAGCGUAUUAGUGAUGAGAUACAUAGAACAAGGCAAUGUGAUACUGCAGAUGAUUAUGGAAAACAUAUAAGAGAUGGUACAGAUCCUUCUUCUAUACAGACAAAUACAGCUACUCCAACUGACUCAAGUGUAACCGGUUCACCAGAUAGUACAGAUUAUACUAGUGAUGAAUAUUUACGUCUCCCUGAUAGAAUGAGUCCAAGUACUCCUUGUCUUGUGCCUACCAAAAUUGAGAGGAAUCCAUCUUCUGAAUAUUUGGGCCUAAAUAAUAUGAAUCUUUCAACUACAGAACCUCGAAAAUAUAUAAAGCGAGACCGUCCGCGAAGCAUCGCCACAACUGACACGAAACAUAUCGUACAAUUAAAUCAUACAAGUUCUUCUACAUCUCGUUUAUCUGAUCUUUCUAGCAUUAUAUCUCCUAUUGAAAAGAAGGUUAAGAUUCAAUCACCUGUGCGCGAUGAGAAAAAUAAUUCUGUAACACAGAAUGGCGAAGAAUGGACAGAAAUUAGUUUAAACAAUUCUCCAGAUGAAAUUUAUUACAACAACGACAUCUAUUCCGAUGAAGAAGAUCAAAUUCCUUAUAAACCUUUACCAAUGGAUUUGAGCCCUGAAAAUAUCAAGCUUCCAAUUCUUCCAGUGAAUAUUCAAGCAUUACAUAAUGAUCAAAAUAAUCGGAAACGAUUAGUUUCACAGAAAUCAUUACCUUCGAUGACGCGAACGAAUGAAGUUAGUUUAAGUGAAGAAAAGAGGGCAGAGGUCACACGAAGUCCAUCAAUAAGAAGUAAGGGUAAACUGGAUAGUAGUUUGUCUAAUUGGAUUACUCGAAGUUCUGCUGCCAAUGAAAUGAGUGAUGGUAGUUCUGCUAAUUCAAGCAGAAGGCAAUCUUUAGAUAUGUUAUGGGGUGGAGGAACAGGAGAACGAGUCAAAGAAUUGUUAAAUCAUGGAAUGAUGAUGCUAAACAUAUCUGGUCUAACAGAACGGCGUUCUAGUGAACCAAAAACAAGUGAAAGAGAUAAGGAAAAAUUUGAAAAAUCAGAAUCGAAAGGAAAGAAGGUUCCAAGUCCUCUAGAAAAAACUAUGACUUAUCUCAAUGCAGAUGAAGAAACUUCAGACAGUGAAAGCUUAGCCAGUGUGGAAAUGUUAACAGAAGAUCAAAUAUCAUCUCUUAUGAUGGAACCUGAUAUGAAUCAAGUUUGUCAAGAGAUUCUAGGUACACCAUUAGUAGAAGUCUGUCCUUUAUUACAACAGCUUCAGCAACAACAAGUGAAAAAGAGAGAGAGAGAGAGAGAAAGAAAGAGCAAUAGAGUAAGAGAAGGAAAGAGAGAAAGACAGAGAAACGGUAGGACAGUGAAAUCAAGAUGGCGUCGCGUGUAUGGUGCCGAUGAUCGCAGUGCUCGUACGUUGAUAGAGAUUACAAUCAUUUUAGACGUACUAUUGGGCGCCAUGUCGGGAAAUCCGCGGGACAUGGACGAUUUUAUGCCGUUAUUGUCCACGACGGAUAUAAAGAAAAAACUUUCGGUCGGUGAUUUGAUACUGAACUACCUGGGUGACCCGGAUAAAAGCAUCGAAUGUGAAGACAUCGGACUCUUCAUCGACAACGUGAUACCAUGGCUAACCAACGGCAAUCCGAAGGUCGUUCAAAAUGGAUUGGAGAUCCUUACGUACCUCGCCGAUCGGAUGGGUCAUGAUUUCAAGCCUUAUAUUCUUACUGUAAUACAGCCAAUGAUAGAUAGGCUAGGUGAUAGCAAGGAUGCGACCAGAGAAAAGGCACAUUUGGUCCUUCUUAAAAUCCUGGAGAAAGGUUGUUUGACACCCCAACAAUUAUUGGACAAAUUUCGUCCCGCUUUCACCCAUAAAAAUGCAAAAUUAAGAGAGGAAGCACUGGUCUUGUUAACGACGACAUUAAACGAGCAUGGCGCAGACGAGAUGGCUCUAUCCGGUGUUAUUCCCAAUAUCGUCAAAUUACUCUCGGAUCCGUCCGAAAAAGUUCGUGAAACUGCUUUGAACACGUUAACGGACAUGUACAGGCAUGUUGGCGAGAGAUUGCGCGUCGACUUGCAGAGGAAGCACAAUGUCCCGCAAGCAAAGCUACUAUUGUUGAUCAAAAAGUUCGAUCAAUUGAAAGCAUCUGGCGAUUUGUUACCUCUCGCAAUGUCAUCCGAUGUUGGUAAAGAUACAGAUGAGCCUGACAGAGCAAUUAAGUCAGCACCUUCGAAAAGAACUAAUGUACCUCUAAAAAGAAGCCAAUUUGGUCCAGCAAAGACACCAAGUUCUGCGCUAGCUACGCCUGGUAACAUACAUGCAACGGUCCCACGAGCAGCAACCGUCAGUAGGUCUGUGUCACUAAGAUCAACAUCAGGUCAAGCUGGUGCUGUUGAUGAAGAAACAUUCUUAACAUCGUUUGAGGAUGUAUCAUCUGUUAAUUUGUUCUCUGCAAAGGAUUUGGAAGAACAAAUGAAAAUUAUAAGAGAUACAAUUGGAGAUGACAAGAAAGACUGGAAACAAAGAACAGAAAGCCUGAAAAAACUUAGAGCAAUUGUUCUUGCUGGUGGUAUGAACUAUGAGAAUUUUCUGGAUUGUUUGAAAAGUAUACAACGACCGUUUGAAGUAGCAUGUACAGAUCUUAGGUCACAGGUUGUACGAGAAGCUUGUAUUACUUUGGCAUUUCUGAGUCAGCAUUUAAAGAUCAAGUUUGCCAGUUUCGGAGAAGCAGUUCUUUUGACUCUAAUGAACCUCAUACAGAAUAGUGCCAAGGUCGUGGCAACAGCAGGGGCUGUGGCUGUUAGAUUUAUCCUUCAACAUACACAUUGCAGUAGAUUCGUCCCGAUUAUUACAUCUUCGCUAAAUAGCAAAAGUAAAGACAUUCGUCGUGCUUCGUGUGAAUAUCUAAACUCGAUUUUACAAACGUGGUCCACCCAAAUAUUGCAAAAGCACGUAACGAUAUUGCAAGAUGCUAUUAAAAAAGGAAUUGCCGAUUCUGAUUCAGAGGCAAGAGCAUUCGCCCGAAAAUCAUAUUGGGCCUUCAAAGAUCACUUUCCGGAACAAGCAGAAGUACUUCUCAACAGUCUUGAUGCAACCUAUAAGCGUUCACUGAUGUCUCUUAGUAAUAGUGGAAGCAUCAACAGUUUAAAUGUAGUAACACGAUCAACGAGCGUUAGUCCAAGAGCAUCAAGACCUGCAUUAAGUGCCACAGGUAGUACGGAAAACUUGCAUCAGGCACCAGGCCCACCUCAUGGUCCGCUCAGACGUACUCCGUCGUUACCUCGUUCAUAUCGUCAGUCUGGCAUCCCAAUUCUACAAAGACCCACAGAUAAUCAUUAUCGAGUCACGCCAGGUGUUAGAUCUACUAGUGCGAUAGAUUUACAAGCUGCCCAAAGAGCCAAAGCAAGGAUGACAUAUGCAAAUAUGAGUAGAUACAAAGCUACACUUCAUAAUGAUCAUAGUCAUCAGGGUAAACAAGCAAGACAUAGUAAAUCGCCUGAUACCGCUGCAGUUGCCAGUCCUGAACGGACAGCUAGAACAAGAACAAGGGUAGCGGGGGUUUCACAAUCGCAACCCAGCAGCAGAUCGGGUUCACCGUCAUCGAGAUUGAGUUAUACAACAUAUAAUCGUGAAGGAGAAUCAUUAAUAGCGAGACCAAGGAAAUUAUCUGGACAUGGAAUUCGAAGUACUGGCAAUAGUCGUGAACCUAGUCCACAGAGAUUUGGAAUGGACAGAAGUUUUGGAUGUAAAAUGCGAGGAAGGAGUUUACAUAUGUCACCAACAGAUAGGCCUCAGUCUAGACCAGUUAUGGCACAGAAGAUGUUACAGCAAUCUCGUGAAGCUGAGUCUGCUUUGGCAGAUGCGCUUACCUUCGAUAGCAUUGACAGUUGUUACAAUAGAGCUACAAGAGUUAAAGGCGAACACAGCGAUGACAGCGAAACUAGCAGUAUAUGCUCAGAACGCAGCAUGGACAGUUUCAGGCGACCUAGUGAUUCGUUCUCAUGGAGUGGCUCCCAGCAAAGACUGUACCGUGAUAUCUGGGAUCAGUCUAUCCCAAAGGAUAUUAAAGAAAUAAUUGAAAAUUGUGCUCACAAACAUUGGGGUGACAGGAAGGAAGGUUUAGUUGGAUUACAACACUUCCUUGCAAAUGGGAAUACAUUGACUGCAACCGAAUUGCGCAAAGUUACGGAUAUAUUUACUAAAAUGUUCAUGGAUUCGCAUACAAAAGUGUUUAGCUUAUUUCUGGAUACUUUAAAUGAACUUAUUACAACUCACAAUGAAGAUCUUAGCGAUUGGCUAUACGUUUUAUGUGCGAGACUUUUAAACAAAUUGGGUACAGAUCUAUUAGGAUCCAUCCAAGCUAAAAUUCAUCGAACGUUAGAUGUUGUAAGAGAAUCCUUUCCCGGUGAACAAUUAUUGCCAGCUGUGAUGAGAUAUUUAACCGAUCCGACGCAAACACCAAAUUCUCGUGUAAAAAUUGCAACCCUUACUUUUAUUACACAAAUAGCAGAGACUGCGGAGCCCUCUGCGUUAAACAAUUCUGCUGGAACAGCACUAGCUAGAUUGCUUGACUGGACGAGCGAUGUCAAAAGUCAAGAUGUUAGAAGGCACGCACAGGAAGCAUUUAUAGCGCUUUACAAUUUAAAUCCCCCACAAGUGACAAUGAUAUUAGCGGAAUUACCGAAAUAUUAUCAAGAAGCUGCAUUACCCUUAGUCCAAAAUCAUUUAAGAAGGUCAUCGGGAUCGAGUAAUCCAGCUUCUCCUGGUACACCACCACCACGAGCACAACACUCUCCUGCACGUAAUAAGAAGAACGACGUUGAUACGGCUGAUGACAAUUUGGAAGAAGUUUAUAAAACCUCUUCCUACAGAUCAUUACGACGUACAACGGCGGAGAUUCAAAAUUAUGGAUUUGAGCGUUUAGAAAGAGCUACAACUAGCAAAGACAGUGGUAUUAGUAAUAUGGCUGAUUUAGAAGAAAGAAUAGAAGGUCUAACGUUAUCUAAUUCGGGAAGGUCUUCUUCUGUAUCAUCACCAACGCAAAGAGGACGAUCGGUUACGAAUAUAACAGUAAAUGGUUCUAGUGAUACAAUUGCCGGAGAUCUUAUAUUACCUCAAGAAAAUAAUGGUUAUAAAACUCAUGGAUCAUCCCCCGACUCAACCAAGAGACCAGAAGUAUUAGAUAAUAUGAUUAAGACGUUACAAUCAAAAUUGACGCAAACUUCAGAAAAGGUAGCAGCUUUGCAGGAGUUUCAGUUAUACGUUAGAGAAGGAGAUGCCACAUAUGUCAAACAAAAUUUCAAAAAACUUCUCAAGACAUUAUUAGAUAGGGUAAAUAGCGAUAGUCAACAGUUACAAAUAGAAGUACUUCAGACGUUAAUUGAUAUGCUCAAAUGUCCAGAACUUUUGGAAAGUUUUUCUGUUUUUCCUGAAUUGUUAGUAUUGAAAGUGAUUACUGCCCAUAAGUUUGAUGAUCAGAAAGCCGAUGGUAGUUCCAGCGGGGAGAGUGUUAGAGCGCCGGUAAGGAUGUCAGAGGCACAGGUUCUUCGGACAGCGGAGAAGUGUGCCGCGACAAUUGCCACGGUUCUUAGACCGGAACAAAUUAUUCUCGUUGUAUCAACUAUAAUAACAACCGAACCAUAUCCCUUAAAUAUGGGUGCGAUUAAAAUGCUUCACAAAAUAGUCGAACAUUGGGGACGCGAAGCUAUAGAACCUCAUCUAUCGAAAAUUAUGCCAGGACUUAUUAAGGCAUACGACGAUGUCGAAAGUACGGUUCGUAAAAGUGCAGUUUUUUGUAUGGUUGCAAUACAUGCAGCAGUUGGCGAAGAAGUCUUAAAACCUCAUUUGAGUUCUCUAUAUGCAAGUAAAUUAAAGCUUUUGUAUAUUUACAUACAACGUGCACAGCAAACGAACAGUCAACCGGCAAGUCCACGUAGCAACAGCAAGAAUUAACUAACAACUAAUUCUGCGACAUUAAGAAUCGCAAUACUAAGAAGAUUCGCGCGUCUAAGUGCAAGACACGAACGAAUGUUGGUUAGCUUUCUCAGCAAAUCGAGUCCGUGAACGUUGAGAAAGAAGAAUCGUCGUCGGUACGAGUACGUUGUGCCUCCUGACAGUGAUGUUACACGCGAGGGCGAAUGAUUACUACAUAUGAUUUCGAAAAUGAAAAAAAAAAGAAGAGGGGGAAAAAAUCACGCGUUAUUUUCAUACGCACCGAUAUGCGUUAAAUUCGAUCGAACACAUUAGGCAAAUCGUUAAUAAUUAAUAUUUUUCUUUUUCCAAAGAAGAUACACGACGUCUUUACAUUUCAUUUCGAAUAAUAAAAUUAUUAUAAGCGUAGCGAAUCCAAUCGCGAAUAUAUAUAUAUAUACAUAUAUAUAUACAUAUAUAUACAUAUAUAUAUACAUAUACAUAUAUAUAUGCAUAUAUAUAUAUACAUAUUAUAUAUGCAUAUUAUAUGUAUGUCGGUUCUUUGAAGUAGGAAUGAACCUACGCAACAUAAAUUAAGUGGGCAAACAGUAUGACUUUAUCUUUUUUUUUUUAUUUUUUUUCUUUCUUAUUUCUGUAUUUAUUAUUAAAAGAAAAAAAAAGAAAAAAAAAAGAAGCACGAUAUUUACUCUUUCGAGAUCUGAAGUUGAUAAACUGAUUUCUGAUGGUAUAUAUCGUUUUACGCGUGUAGGACUGUCGUUAUUGUAACAGAUUGUUCCGUAAAUUUUGUCAUAUGUUACAGAGCAUAUAUAUAUAUAUAGUAAGAUCUGUAUGCAUUAUGUUAUACGGAGAAUUUUCGAAAAGAGAAACUCACGGUUUGUAUACUUCUCAUUUUUGGGAGACACUACGAUUAGUUAGUAUCGCUGUGUAAAAUCAUUUAGUCCUAAGUGAUCUUUGUGUUUAUUAUUAUUAUUAUGAUUAUUAUUAAUAUUAUUAUUAUUAUUAUUAUUAUUAUUAUUAUUAUUAUUAUUAUUAUUAUUAUUAAUAUUAAUAUUGUUAUUAUUAUUAUUUCUUUUUUCUUUUUUUUUUCCAAUGCGUAAAUGUGAAUAUAGAUAUCAUCUUAUUUUUCCCCAUUAAACAGCGGUAUUGCAUAAUAUCUGUCUUUUAUCCGAAUCUUCCAUAAACCUAAAUGCAGGUCAUGUUUAGUUGUAUAUAAACAUAUACUGAUUAUAUGAGAGACUGAUAUUAAAAAAAAUCCUACACUUCGUUGUUUAAUUUGGUCGUUAUAUAGAACCGGAAAUAAAUUAUAUACAAAAGAUCGCGAUAUCAAGGUCUGGAGUGUGACAUGACUGUCAAGAGGGAGAUAUAUAGGAUAUACGACUUCCUUUCUAGAAAACGCAUAAAGGUAAUGCAAGUACCAAGAAGAAGAAUAUGUAUGUGUGUAUGAAAGAGAGAAAGAGAGAGAGAGAGCAAAUAGAUUGUAAUAGGCUUGAGGAUCGUAAAUAAAUAUCGAAAGUGAUGAUAAUGUUUGCACCUCACACAAUACAACAGUACGGCAUUGUUUAUAUCGAAAGAAAAAUAAAUAGUUUAUUCGUCUAAAA
Messenger RNA from Vespa crabro (European hornet), 8367 nucleotides. It is a transcript of the gene chb, whose product is annotated as CLIP-associating protein 1-A-like. Gene Ontology annotation, cellular component: spindle microtubule; mitotic spindle; microtubule organizing center. The record is from RefSeq and is a predicted model, not a curated record. The transcript is spliced from 39 exons. Bases 107 to 6790 code for a protein of 2227 amino acids. Gene Ontology annotation, biological process: intracellular signal transduction; mitotic spindle assembly. NCBI's taxonomy places the organism in Eukaryota, Metazoa, Arthropoda, Insecta, Hymenoptera, Vespidae. Gene Ontology annotation, molecular function: microtubule binding.